GAUGAAAUCGAGAGACGAACGGUUUGGAUUGCCCGACAACGGUCCCCUUGUGAGAAAUGAGAAAUCAAGUAUCCCGCGGAGGGCCUCGGGCCGAGGAUGUUAUUAAUGGAAAAUACACCUCCCCUGCAACCUCGUGCUCGUCCGUCCGCUCUUGCUUCUGUCUGUCACUUGCUUCCUUGUAUCCGUUGAAUGGAGAAAAUAGCGAGAUUCGUCUCAAAAGCAGAAAAGAGAGAAUUCAGAGGAAGCGCUUUCGAUUGGUGGAAAGAGAUCGACGAAUCUGACGAAUGGCAGCACAUCAUUUUCCAUACGCUCUGUGCUGCGUACGCCGUCGUCUCUUUCGUCGCGCUUGUACAACUAAUCCGCAUUCAGUUGAGAGUACCCGAGUAUGGUUGGACAACGCAAAAGGUUUUCCACUUGAUGAAUUUUAUUGUGAAUGGACUGCAUGCUUUUGUGUUUGGAUUCUAUAAGAGUGUGUUUCUUAUCAAACCAAGAAUUCUUGAAAUGGCACUGUUAGAUCUUCCGGGUCUUCUGUUUUUCUCAACAUACACGUUGCUUGUGUUAUUUUGGGCAGAGAUUUAUCAUCAGGCAAGAAGCCUUCCCAUAGAUAAACUGCGGCCUUCAUAUUUGAUAGUCAAUGGGGCUAUAUACUUAAUACAGGUGGGCAUUUGGGUAUAUAUACGAUUCAGUCCGAGUCCCAUUGCAGUUGAAAUUGCUAAAGUCUUCUUUGCAGUAAUUUCAUUCUUCGCUGCUUUGGGGUUUUUGAUAUAUGGUGGGAGGUUAUUCUUCCUGCUAAGGCGAUUCCCGAUUGAAUCCAAAGGACGUCAGAAAAAGUUAAUUGAGGUUGGCUUUGUAACUGGGAUAUGCUGUGCUUGUUUCUUGAUAAGAUCUUUUGUGGUUGCUUUUUCUGCAUUUAAGAAGGGAGCAGACCUUGAUGUCCUUGACCAUCCCAUUCUAAAUUUCAUCUAUUACAUUUUGGUGGAGAUUAUUCCGUCAGCACUGGUACUGUUCAUCCUAAGGAAGUUGCCGCCGAAGAGAGUUUCUGAUCAAUAUCAUCCAAUCCGCUGAAGCUUGAAGAAUUGUCUCCAUUGAUGAAAUUUCAGGUAUUUCUCUGUGAGAACCAUAAGCUGCUUGAUCUGUUUCUGUUUUUUCUUUUUUUUUGGUCGACGCUGCAAUCAACAGACUUUAUGAGCUUCUCAAAGGUGUCAUUUUUUUUUUCCUGCAUUUGUCAAACAACAUAAUCAUGUAAAUCAUUUGUUCCUUAACCAGAUUGGAUUUCCUUUUCA
This is a messenger RNA of Magnolia sinica, 1283 nucleotides long. Its product is annotated as tobamovirus multiplication protein 1-like. Bases 190 to 1065 code for a protein of 291 amino acids. The transcript is spliced from 11 exons. The record is from RefSeq and is a predicted model, not a curated record. NCBI's taxonomy places the organism in Eukaryota, Viridiplantae, Streptophyta, Magnoliopsida, Magnoliales, Magnoliaceae.